Messenger RNA from Magallana angulata, 4215 nucleotides. RefSeq names its product glutamate receptor ionotropic, kainate 2-like. Gene Ontology annotation, cellular component: plasma membrane; postsynaptic membrane. The coding region runs from base 806 to 3661 and encodes 951 amino acids. The record is from RefSeq and is a predicted model, not a curated record. Gene Ontology annotation, molecular function: glutamate-gated receptor activity. Gene Ontology annotation, biological process: monoatomic ion transport. NCBI's taxonomy places the organism in Eukaryota, Metazoa, Mollusca, Bivalvia, Ostreida, Ostreidae. The transcript is spliced from 15 exons.
ACAACCACACACCGGUACACUGGUCUGCACAUUUGAGGGUAGGGCUCCCAUCUGGGCCACGAUAUUGGAUCAGGUCUAGAUACUGUUCUCCAACAUCCGCGGACUUUUUCCCGGUUUUAUCAGGGCACUUGAACCAGGCUAGGAAUAACAUGUUUUAUGUACCCCGGGAGUAAAUAUCUAUAUUGGAACUGCAUCUGUACAAGAAAAAUCAAUUAUAAUCGCUUUGCUAUUGUUCCUCUGCAGGUUUUGACUAGAGGGUGUCUUGGAGUUUUGUUAUUAAUCGGCUUUGACAUUACAAACAUAGUAGCUACUAGAGACUUACGAAAUGAGAACGAGCGUAUUUCAUCGAUACACGGCAGGCCGAUUGCUAUCAUAGAGAGAAACCAUGUGGAAGAGAUGCGCUGUACGGCCACAGAGCGCAGUAGUGAAUUAACGGGAUCCAGUUGUCAAAGAGGUUGGGAAAAUAAAUUCAGCAAUUUUAAUUGAAGUUGUAUAAACAUAGCAAUCUGGAUGAACUUUCUUGGAUGAUCUUGCACUUUUCCCGUGUUUUUCUUCAGUUGUGCAUUUCCCCGUAAGAUAAAUACCUGUGGAAUUAUCACCUAGCGGUUGGCGGGGAGCAUCAAUAUGACAGGACCUACGAUGAAUCUGCCAGGCUCGGAGUCUGUGAUCACCGUGUGCUUCAUAACUUACUGCGUUGGUUUCACACAAUGAACGAUUUGAAUAAAUUGUAAAUUGUAUUAAUGUGUGGUGUUGGGGAUUUAUUAGGGACUCUGCUAGUCCUACACAAAGAAGACACAUCCCCAGGAUGACUUGUCAAUGCUUCAGAAAACUCAUCUCAUUUCACCUGGCCGGACUGUUAUUUCUUCACUGUGUGUUUUGUUUACCUAGAGAAAUUAAGAUUGGAGGCUUAUUUGGCCAUGAAGAGUCCACUACAGAGAAUGCGUUUAAGUACGCGGUCUACCGAAUCAACCACGAGAAAAACCUACUGGGGGGAGCCACACUCAACUACGACACACGCCGCCUGUCGGCAGAAGAUGCCUUUACAUCCUCCAUGGACAUUUGUGAUCAAAUCACCAUGGGUAUCUCCACACUUUUGGGACCACGGUCUCAGCAUCUAGCCGCCUUCACUGACACCAUGUGUUCACAUCUACACAUUCCACACAUCGAAUACCGGGAAACGACGCUUGCGCAGACGUUGCUUUCCGGUUUUUCCAUUAAUAUCCAUCCAAAAUCAGACCAGUUAGCUAGGGCGUACAUUGAUCUCAUUGACAGCUAUAAAAUGAAAUCAGUUCUCCUCAUUUACGAACAUCAAGGAGGAUUGCUAAAAAUGCAGAAUAUAUUGCAUGAAGUAACAAAGGAUGUGACGAGACAAGUAUUCAUCCGCCAAGGCGAUAGCUCCAACAUCCGGGAGGUUCUGAAAGAGGCCAAGUCCAAAUCCUGGACCAACAUCAUUGUCGACAUGAACAUCUCAAAUACUGCCAUAUUGCUUAGAACGGCUCUCCAGGAGGGCAUGAUCGACCCAUAUCACCAUUACAUUCUGACAACUCUGGACAUCGAAGGGAUUAAUUUGUAUGACUACAAGUAUAACUAUGUGAACCUUACUGGAUUCCGAUUGGUUGAUCCCAAUGACGAGUACACACGUGACAUCAUAAAAGAAAUGUAUUACUACGAAAGAGACACGGAACUCAAGCUUCUAUACGACAAAGAUUAUAACACGAUCCCAUACGAAUCAGCGUUAGUGUUUGAUGCCGUGCUGCUAUUUGCCAAAGCAUUACGAGACCUGUCCAGGGACAAAGUCUAUAUUCCUGCUAAUGUGUCAUGUGAUGGCGAGGAUGUCUGGCGAUCGGGGAAGGAUCUAUACGAUUAUCUGCAAAAAACAGAAAUCCGUGGAUUAACGGGAGAUAUUAGAAUCCUGAAGGGACGUCGCCAAACUUUUAGCCUGGACGUUAUGCAGUUAACGGAAGAGGGGCUCCGAAAGGUCGGCUCGUGGAAUUCCAACACAAAGACUGGCAUUAAUUUCACCCACCGCUACAUCAAGGAGAACUUCCCAUUCGGAAACAAGACCUUGGUAGUGACUACCGUUCUUAACUUAGAUCGUCCAUUGAUAGUGGCCACAAAAUUGGAUAAGCCCUACGUCAUGAUACGUGACCUUGAACCCGGGGUUGACCGCUCUAAGCUAGGCAAUGACCUUUACGAGGGAUUCUGUGUGGACCUACUGAGAGAGAUGGCGGCCAUUGUUGGGUUUGAGUACAAGAUAGUUCCGGUCGACGACGGGCUGUAUGGGAUGCUAGAGGAUGGGAAGUGGAACGGCAUCGUCCGCGAACUCAUUGAUAGGAAAGCCGACAUUGCGGUCGCUGCUUUGACCAUCAGCUAUCUACGAGAACAAUACAUUGAUUUCACUAAACCAUUCCUCAACCUUGGCAUUAGCAUUCUCUUUAAGACCCCUGAGAGGAAGAAGCCCGGCCUGUUCUCCUUUCUGAACCCCCUGGCCGUGGAGAUAUGGGUUUACGUCAUAGCGGCCUACAUGUUAGUCAGUUUCUGUAUAUUCGUGCUGGCGCGGUUCAGCCCCUACGAGUGGUACAACCCCCACCCUUGUAACCCCGACACAGACACCGUACAGAACACCUUCGACCUGUCCAACAGCUUCUGGUUCUCCGUGGGGACACUAAUGCAGCAGGGCUCGGACAUCAACCCACGUGCCAUUUCCACCCGGAUUGUUGGAGCCACGUGGUGGUUUUUUACACUGAUCAUCAUUUCAUCCUACACUGCUAAUUUAGCGGCGUUUUUGACUGUGGAACGAAUGAUUUCUCCGAUAGAAAGUGCAGAGCAGUUAGCAGCACAGAGCUCUAUUGCAUACGGGACCUUGGAGGGAGGGUCUACAAUGACAUUUUUCAAAGAUUCCAAAAUCGACACCUAUCGUCGAAUGUGGCACUACAUGAAGACCAAGGAACCAACCGUGUUCGUGAAGAAUGCGCGUGACGGCGUAGAGAAGGUUUUGGCGGGAAACUACGCCUACCUUAUGGAGUCUACGUCCAUCGAAUACGAGGUCCAGCAAAACUGUGACCUGAUGCAAGUCGGAGGUCUGCUGGACUCUAAGGGUUUCGGGGUAGCCACGCCCAUGGGGUCCCCACUGAGGGAUAAGCUGUCGCUGGCGAUCCUUCACCUACAGGAGGACGGGAAGGUCCAGGAGUUGUACAAUAAAUGGUGGAAGGGGACCGGCAAAUGCAUGUCUGACCGUAAGGCCACCGAGUCGAAGGCGAACGCGCUGGACGUCAACAAUGUGGGUGGUAUAUUUGUGGUGCUUCUUGGGGGACUAGCGAUUGCCGUCCUGGUGGCGUUCUUGGAGUUUAUCUGGAAAUCCAGGAAAAACGCCCAGGAAGACAGACAAUCAUUGUGUUCCGAAAUGAUUCAAGAACUAAGGUUUGCAGUUCGAUGUCAUGGUUCUUCGAAAAAAUCGAAAUCCAAGCGGGCAUGCGCAAAGUGCAAAAAAGGACACUCAGCUUCCUGUCCACUAACUGUUGGUAUGCCAAAAGACUCAAGUUCAUCUAACGGUAUUCUCCCUCUCCGAGAACUCAGAAAAUCCCCCGUGUCAAGGGGUAGAGAUUUCGCUUUUGGGGAAGGGUCUUACAUGCAUGUGGAGUAUAGCGAUACAGAGACGUGACAAAUAGUGAGGACCGUCACAAAACGGAAAUUUUGUCAGUGUGCCUUAAUCCACCAGUCUCAAUACUUCAUUGAAUGAUGUGCAUUUUAUCGUUAGAUCGCCCUGUUCUACGAAAGUGAUUUCAUGUUUGGAUCAUCUUCACGUUCUUUGCCGGAUUACUUGUGAUAGUCUGUGAUAUAAUUCCAUUGCUUCGUUGAUAUAUAUUGCUGUUUAUCUUUCAUUUUCACCAAUGCAUUUUUAUUUCUAACAUGGCCAUUAACUCCAUGGGUGUUAUUCGCAUUGCGCAUGCCAUGUGAAUGAAAGGAAAUGCAUUACUGUUUAUUCACAAGAUGAAAAAAAAAUGAAACUUUAUUGUUAAUGUUUUUGAACAUGUUGCAGAUGUGAGAAUUUGGAUUUUUGUUUUUAAAUGUCGAUGAAUUAGUUAUCUACAGUACAGUAUUUUUAUUCCACAUGAAGCUUUUUUUCAGUAACAAUAGUUUUUAUUGACUAUUUUAUUUCUCCACAUGGAGGAAAAUUCCGUUGAAUAUUAAUAAAAUAAUAAUUAAAAACCAAUC